Molecule: messenger RNA, 907 nt
Organism: Panicum virgatum (switchgrass)
Lineage: Eukaryota; Viridiplantae; Streptophyta; Magnoliopsida; Poales; Poaceae
Product: 60S ribosomal protein L24-like
Exons: 6
Coding region: 153-638 (161 amino acids)
Biological process (GO): cytoplasmic translation
Cellular component (GO): cytosolic large ribosomal subunit
Molecular function (GO): mRNA binding; structural constituent of ribosome
Source: RefSeq, a predicted model, not a curated record
AAAUUCCUCUCCCAGCCCACUUCCGAGGUCAUCAAAACCCUACCCCUUGCGGCAACCCAUCCUCCCCCCAACCCUAGCCGCCGGGCCGCCGCCGCUUCUUCUCCUCCUCGCUUGAAGGCAGGAGCUUGUGAAGGGUCCAUCAGACUGACAAGAUGGUUCUUAAGACUGAACUUUGCCGUUUUAGUGGCCAGAAGAUAUAUCCAGGGAAGGGUAUUAGGUUCAUUCGUGCUGAUUCCCAGGUUUUCCUUUUUGCUAACUCAAAAUGCAAGCGUUACUUCCACAACCGCCUGAAGCCUGCGAAGCUUACCUGGACAGCUAUGUACAGGAAGCAGCACAAGAAGGACAUUCAUGCUGAAGCUGUCAAGAAGAGGCGUCGCACCACCAAGAAGCCAUACUCACGCUCAAUUGUUGGUGCCACUUUGGAAGUUAUUCAAAAGAAGAGAAGUGAGAAGCCUGAAGUUCGCAAUGCUGCUAGGGAGGCUGCUCUACGUGAGAUCAAGGAGCGCAUUAAGAAGACCAAGGAUGAGAAGAAGGCCAAGAAAGCAGAGGUGGCGAAAUCUCAGAAGACACAAACUAAGGGUGCAGCACCAAAGGGUCCUAAAGGCCCCAAGAUCGGUGGUGGCGGUGGGAAGCGCUGAAUGCCCAUUGCAUCAUAGAGAUAUAGUUCUGUCAACUAGCCUUCUCUCCAAUCCUAUCUUAGACCUUGGUCAAGUUAGUCUGCCGUCUUGAGUCUUCACCUAUCUGAUGAGAUUGGUGUCCUGAAUGUUUUGGAUUAUUUCUGGAGUUGAUUUACAUUGGCACUUAUGUCAAUUAUUGUUCAGCAAGUUUUGUCUUCGAUUGCCGACAAGUGAUAACCAAAUGAUUUUGCAUGCCGUGUGUUGUUCAAACUGAUAAGAUUAUUUUCGUA